Molecule: messenger RNA, 435 nt
Organism: Capronia epimyces CBS 606.96
Lineage: Eukaryota; Fungi; Ascomycota; Eurotiomycetes; Chaetothyriales; Herpotrichiellaceae
Exons: 2
Coding region: 1-435 (144 amino acids)
Biological process (GO): formation of translation preinitiation complex; translation reinitiation
Molecular function (GO): mRNA binding; translation initiation factor activity
Source: RefSeq, a predicted model, not a curated record
AUGCAUCAGAGGCUAUACUCGGCUGAAGUGUUGAGCGCCAAUUUGUCUGCACUUUCGGUGGAUGCUCAGAAACGAGCAGAGAAGGAUGCAGCCAAGAAGACCGCCAAAGCUGCGGCAGCGGAACAACGUGAGGCUGAGAGGAAGGCUGAGGCCGUUGUCCUCAUCAAGAGAGUGGAACGCAAUAAGCGAAAAUACGUUACGGUUGUUUCGGGACUCGAGGAGCAUGGGCUGGAGCUGAAGAAAGUGGCCAAAGAGCUAGGCAAGAAGUUUGCGACAGGUAGUAGUGUUACAAAGACCGCCGCGGGAGGGGAAGAGAUCACGGUGCAGGGAGACGUGAGCGAUGAUUUGUAUGACUGGCUGUUGGAGAAAUAUCCCGAGAUUCCAGAGGACAACCUGGACAUGAAGGACGAAGGAAAGAAGAAAGGUGGAAGCUAG